Molecule: messenger RNA, 1618 nt
Organism: Saccostrea cuccullata (small rock oyster)
Lineage: Eukaryota; Metazoa; Mollusca; Bivalvia; Ostreida; Ostreidae
Exons: 6
Coding region: 96-1343 (415 amino acids)
Source: RefSeq, a predicted model, not a curated record
UGGUUGCAAGGUCAAAAUCAAGAAAAUGCCUCAUACUUGUUAAGCCGGGAUUUAUUAUUUAUUCGUACUUUGGAGUAUUGUUUUAGAGAUGAAAUAUGAUACGUUGUUUACAACAUGCUGUGCAUCGGACCUUUUCUCUGACUAGAAACACUCUGUCAUCUCGUUCCUUCUCGCAGUUGAUAGGCAGACGAAACUGGCGAGGAUGUACUUGUGUUUGUCCGCAUUUAUUGCACCACAACCGACAGGUCCAGAGAUCACACACCAAAGAAAGUGUAGGAGUGGCUAUUGAAGCACCAUCGGGAAAUUCCCCGUCCUUAAAAUCUUUGUAUGAGAGUGUGACACAGACAUUAACUGCUGACCAGAAUGAAACAAUCAGUGAGACCUCCGAUAUAUCUCUACGAUACAUCACUGUGCACUCACUGUAUGACUUCUACGAGGAGUGCCCUUUUGGGAUUUUGUUUGAUGUUUGCUACAUAGACUCACAUCCUGAUGGGGUAGUCGGGAAGGGCAUAAAGACGGUGGUUUUCUUACCGGGAUCCCCUGGGUCACAUUUAGAUGUGUUACCCCUCAUGAAACCUUUAGCAAGAGCUGGGUAUAGAGUCAUUGCAGUCAACUUUCCAGGUUUUGGAAAAACCAACCCUUUUGUCAAGGCCCAUGAGUUCAUAUUUAGGGGAGCUACAGAUGAACGAUCAGACUUUGUUCUACGAUUUCUCCAGGAGCUGAGCAUUGACAAGGUAGACAUGUUAGUGGCUCAGGGGUCUGGGUGUUACCCCGCUCUGGAUCUGGCGGCCUCCCACACCUGGAUCAAAUCUCUUGGUCUUGUUUGCCCUGGAGGACACAGAGUAUUCAGAGGGAUUUCUCCAUAUAAGGGUGUUCAGAGAGUGGCCAGGAUGUAUGAUAAUAAAUUGUUACGAUUUUUCCUGUUAUUACGGGUUAUGAUUGACAAGUACAUAUUUCGGAGGAUUGGAACACGGAAUGUCCCAUUGCUUCACAUCAUCAAGUCCACUGUGGAGGCAGCCAACUAUCAGUUUGAAAAUAUGGAGACCAAUAUAUUUGCCCUGAGCAGUAGAGGCAUACCUGUAACGUUUGUUUACUCGGGUCAGGACUCGGUAGUAGAGACUGAUAUAUCAGAGGAGCUCGCUCAGAAAAUGAACCUAGAGCCUGCGGAAUUCGCCAAAAUGGAUAAAAAUGAUAAUUUUAUUUUCCCAGACAAAAAGAAAUCAGUGAAAGGUCUAUAUAUAGAACAAGGGAAACACAACCCAAUAAAAACUCAGAGACACUGUGAUGUGAUAGCACUGAUGUUACUAGACGAACUAAAGAGAACAACAAGGAGCCAGUCCUGAUAGGAUAAAAAUUGAUUAAAAUGAUCAGAUUGUUACUGUAACACAGUAUACAUGUAUGUUCUGUUGAAUGGAUUGAGAAUAUUUUCAUUAUUUAUGCUAUAAAAAUACCAAAAUUAAACAACAAAAUCAAUAAUCACUUCUGAAUUUUCUGACUGGAGAUUAUAUCAUUCAGAAAACGGGAUUAUGAAAAUUAUUUGUGAGGCUGGAGUGGAGGGAAACUGAUUUUGGAAUUGUGUUCUAAGAUUUUUUUUAUAAAUAAAGGAAAUUUGAGUUUA